GCGAGGAAUGGAGCGGUUUUUUUUUUUUGGUAAAAACGUUUUGAAGCAUAAACAAUUUCUUCAGGUCUUUCUGUUGUUUGUCAAGCAAUGUUACGUAAAAAUAAACCUUCCUAACAUCAGCGAGAGAGAGCUGAGGCAAUGAGGGACCUAUCAACGAAUCUCAGUAAGACUUUGAUUAGCACAAAUAGCUAGCACACCAACUGCCGUCUGCCGUGUUGUGUUUAAGGACCUUGUUUCCCAUCCGUUCCCAGGUGAGGAAAUGGGUUUUUAUUCUGUUUUCCGUGUCUCACUUGGCUGUUUUUGCGGGAUGACAGCUGGAACCGCGCUGCUUUGGCACCUUUAAAGCAACACUACUGACAUCGCCAUGGAUGAUUCCGAGCUGGAUUUUGUGGACCUCUGCUCCAAGUUGCUGAAGCGCGUCCGCAAGAAAGAACCAGCAGGCAGACCGAGCAGGAAGGCAGAACAGCAGAGCUGCAGCAAAGCAACCCGGGGGGACAAGAGAGCGGUUGAUGAGCAGGAUGAGCAUUCUCUGUCCGGGUUUUCAGCCACUGGGUCGGAGGUGGUCUGUGGAGGAACCGGGCGUGACUCGGGGGAUGCUGUGCAGUCUUCUGCUUUUCCUCCAGCUGACGCAGACCUGAGGGCAAAAGGCAACGUACUCCUCAGGAUGCAAGAGUUCAAGAGAGCCAGCCCACAGAAGAUGAUGCACAGCAACAGAAUCGAGCCAGCAAAGACCGACGGCCGUACUCUGACUGCACAGCAUCAAAAAGCAGAUAAGGCGGCGGCGCCCCGCUCUGAGCUCCCAGAGAGUGACGAGGCGCUGGCCCUGCGGCUGCAGCGGGAGCUGGACAGGGAGGCGGCAGAGGCCCAGAUGGUGGACCUGGAGGACGGAGGCCUUUUCUUCUGUCAGAUCUGCCACCGGGACUUGUCACACAUGACCCCCGACGGGCGCACACAACACCUCAACAGGUGUUUGGAUCAGAACGAACAGAGCGCGCUGUCUCUCCCCCCGCCUUCCGCUGUCCCCAACUGUCCCAUCUGCGGCAAGAAGUUCAAGAGCCAGAAGAGCCGCUCGGCCCACCUGAAGCGCUGCUCCGCAGACAUGGGCGUCUCCCCGGCCGUUCUGUUGCAGGCUCUGCAGAGACAGGCCGAGGAGAGCCGCAGUUCUGCCGUCGCCGCACACCUAGAGACGGGCGGCAUCAAAAGGAAAGGGCCGCCUCAGCCGGAGCUUCCAGCAAGGAAGAAGCCCAGGAAGAAGGCCGACCGGCUGGAUGAGGACACCAUGGUGGCUCUGGCUCUGUCCUCCUCCCUGCUGGAGCAGCAGAAGGAGCAGCAGGUUCAGAGCGGUUCGUCUCACAGCUCCGUGACGCCACUGCUGACGUGGAAGCCAGAUGCUGCUAAAGGACGUGUCAAAAAGAAAAAAGUAGCCGUCCCUCGUCCUCCGCCACUCCUCCUAGUUCAGGACGCAGAGACGGCCCUGGCGAGGCUGCAGGAACGAGUCACUGCUCUGCUGCUUCGCCGCCGGUCGCCCUCUCCUCCCACCCCGACGCGACGCCCCAGCAAGCUGCCCUGCUGGGCAGGUGCUGCCCCCCUCUGGCGGAAAAGUACACUGCUGGGUGGAGGCUCCACCUGUCCGUCUCAGUUCUACGCUGCGGAGCUCCAGCACCUGUUUACGGCGGAGUUAUCGAAGCCAGAUCCGGUCUUCUCAAGCAGCAGCAACAAGCCGGAGUCUUCUGUCCCACCUGCCCUGCCCUCCCAGAUGGCGUCCUCAUCUCCUUCCACUCCAGGGACGGGAGAGCUCCACGUGGGAAGCCAGGCCCUCCGAGACCUGAUGGAGCUGGCUGAAGAAGGCAUGACUCUGACCCAAUACGGAUACGCGGACAAAGCCAAGCACCCGAGCGGUUUCAUCCAGGAGGAAGAGUUGGAGGAUCAGGCCGAGCCGUCGGACGACACCGCGAGCAGCAGCCGGGCAGUGAGGAGGUCAGAUCAGCCAGAGGCAGACCGAGACGCAGUCAGACAUGAGUCGGUGGCGCUCUCCAAGCUGUCCUCAGACCUGAGCAGCAUGGUUAACAACCCUCAGCUCAGUGAUGUGCAGCUCCAGGUGGACAGUGGAGAGGUCUACUUUGCGCAUUCCUUCAUGGUGUACGCUCGCUGCCCCCUGCUGGCUGAAAUGGUGCAUGAAAGUGGGUUCGGUGUGCAGGAGGAGGGCAUGGCCGCAGCUCAAAGGGUGUUGCUAAGCGACGUGCCGGGUCAGGCGGUGCUGGCUGUGCUGCGGUACCUCUACACCGCCCACUGCUCCGUCGCUGCGUCGCUGCAGCCUCACGUGCUGGAGCUGGCAUCCAGGUUUGACCUGCAGGAGCUGGAGCGGCUGUGUCAUUUCCAACCGGAGAACAUGGCGGCGGGAGACGACAGGCUCGACGUAAACCAGGAAGAAAACGUCAACAACCAAACGGACCAGACCUUCGUGGAGCUCCUUCGAUCCAUGUGGAACGAGGAGGACUCAGACGGAGACGCCGGGGACUCGGACGGAGGAGGACGGUCGGAGGGGGAUCAGCCAGAGGACGAGGUCGCUGCGGGUGACGGAGAAAUCGGCGAGGAGCGAGUGAAUGAGGAGGAGCUGGAGGAGAUUUAUGAGUUUGCCGCCACGCAGAGGCAGAGGGUAAAGGAGGAAGAGGAGAAAAAGGAGGAGGAGGAAGAUGCGGAACCAGAACCCGGCUCGGACCGCAGCUACAGUCGGCUUUUCUCCCAGUCCUGGGGCGUCUACCAUGAUGGAGAGGCUUCCUUCUCGCCUCCUCUUCUCCCUCAUGAAGCGGCACCCAAGCACUCUGCCAGGACUCUGCUUCAGUCGUCAGCAAGUUUCACCGAUGAAUCCUCCCUCAACCUUCCCGUCCCCGGGCCGUCUCCGUGGCGACCAGCUCAGGAGGCCGGACACAGGAGAGGCGAAGAAGCUGCAGCAGAAAGCCAAGCUCGUCGCAGCGCCCUCCCUUCGCCUGCGAGGAGAGACGAGGCCGAGCUCAUCGUUCUGUCCGACUCCAGCGAAGAGGCAGAAGCCGAUCGGAGCUUCACGGGGAUCAAACCCGGCCAGAACCCGAGUCCCAGAGAAUCGGUCUGUGGAUCCCAGUACAGUCCCGGUGAUCCCGCCGGGUGUUCGCCGGAGCUUUCCUGGCUCGUCCCUUCCACGCCUGUCAGGUCUCCGGUCGGAAACACAAAGACCGCCUCCAUGCAGACCGACAGCAGCAUGUGCAGGACGCGGCUUUUCCCCAGAGUGGACCUCGCCUCGCCGUCCAGGAACACAGUCCUGACCUCCAGCACUCCUUUUAAAGCCUCCCCAGAACGCAGAGUCUCUCCUGACAAUCGAAAGAGUACUGAAGUGUUUGCAGCCCACCGUUCCGUUAGAGAUUCCUCAAAGCCGCCCAGCAUCAUCAGCAGCACGCCGCUGCAUGCGGACCCAGAGAGGCAGAGCACAUCUGGUCAAAUGAAAACGGGGACACGUGUGUCCAACCGUUCAGGUCAGCCCUCGUCUUCUUCUCCUACGGAGUCCAGUUUGCAGCCUGGCGUCACCGACAUGAACGAAGAAACGUCUGUCCCAGAUGUGAGGGACUCUAGUUUCCAGCAAAGUUUCAUGGAUGAGCCUCCUAUAGCUUUUAACGAUUCCUGGGGCCUGGACGCCUGCGCCGACGGCGACCUGGGCGGCUUCAGCCUGAAGCUGGACGACACCGAAGAGUCCAGCUCCGGAGGGAGACCUGGAGUAUCCGGUCCAACAGCUACCAGCAGCGUCCAGAACCCUGCUGCAGGUCCAGGCCCGCUGACCACGUCAGAGGACCACAACGGCCUGCUGGACUCGAAAAUAUGGGGCAGCUGGGAGGGCGAUGGAGGAGCAGGAGAGGAGGAAGACGAAGAGGAGGAGGGUCUUCCUCUGUCUCAGAGAGCGGACCCGGCGGCUCAGCUCAAAACUCCAAAAUUGAGGAAACAGAAACGGUUUCGUCCGCCGGUGCCCAUCACCCCCACGCCUCACUACUCUGACAUGGACACGCCGGAGCUCAAGAACAAACUCAGCAGCUUCGGCGUGCGGCCUUUACCGAAGCGUCAGAUGGUCCUCAAGCUGAAGGAGAUCCACCAGUACACCCACCAGCUGACCAGCUCCGAGGAAGAGGAGGGGGAAGAGGCGGGGCUGCCCCUCGGCAGAGCGGUCUCCUGCGCCCGGUUCAAAGAGCCGACGGCGCCCGCUGCUGCUGCGUCCCCCGUCAGAACGGACCAAGAGGAAGCCGGCGAUCCGCUCUCUGCCUCCCAGGGCUCAAACGCCUCCUCCACCGCCGCCAGUGACGAGUCAGAAAGGUCCAACCCUGAGCUGGCUCUCUCCUCCGACGGCGAUUCAGACAGCGACGUGUCGUCCUCUCAGGCCGCUUCGUGCCUCCAGGACCGCCUCCAGGCGGUGCGCUCCUUCAUCCUGUCCGACUCCGACCUGUACAGCCGGAUCCUCCAGUACCAGCCUCUGGUUCUCUCCCAGCUCCAGCAGCGGCUGAAGGCGGCGGGGGUCCGCCUGGGCGCCGCCAAGCUGGUGGACUACCUGGACUCCCAGUGCAUUACCUUCACCACGGCCAAACCGGGCCACCAGGCGGCCGGCCGCAGGCGGGGAGCGUGGACAGGCCGGGGGGCGAGAGGAGGCGGAAGGAGGAACGGAGCUUCAAAACGCUAACGGAGAAUUUUGAUGUAGAAAAGAUCCAGCAACAACGAAGAGCUGAAAUUUGUGGCAACCAACAACCACCAGAGUCACAUCUUUCCUGGCGAAAGCCCAAAGGAAACAGAAAGUUGCUGACUCAGCCGUCCAAGCUGUUAUUUUCCCACCGAGGGACGCCGGGUCGGCGCUGACCCACAUUAAAGUAACUCGAAGCGACCUUCAGUUUCUGACGCGCUGUUGAAAAAUGGUGCUUAAUCAUUGGGACACAUUGAAAUUAACUUGAGAACCUGUUCUGGGUUAGAUUUAAUUACGCUGUCUAUUUAAUGGAGAAUCCCAACAUGUGAGAAGAGAAGAGUUCCUCUGGGCUCUUUUUCUGAAUGGAAAUAAAAGUUUGUCAAAGUCCCUCAUAAGCGGAAGAAAAUUCAAGAAAAGAGGGUCGAAAAUGAGACGAACCUCCUCCAGCUUGAACACACUUAGAGUGAAGCGGAAAAAUAUUCUUCCACUUGCAGAUUUCUAGUUUUUGGUAAGACGUUUUGGAAGGAAAUACACCUAUGUGGAAAAAGUUAUUUCACCUAAUAAUUGGUUUUGCCUCACUUCAUAGAGACAUCAUAAUCCAUUUUAUUUAUGAUUUACGUGCCUUUGCUUUUUUCUUUUUUUCAGUUUUAUUUAUUUAUUACUUUUGGUUGUGUUUUAUUUUGGAUUAUAAUACGUUUCAAUUCCAUAAUUACAGUUUAUUGAUCUCUGUGAACUUGCAUUAUUGUGCCAUCAUCAGUACGUUACUUGAAAAUGCUCUCAAAACAACAAUAUUAUCGUUUAUCACAACAAUUACUGGGACAAAUCAUCAUCCGGAAAAAUUUUUAUUUUUUUUGAAAGAGCUCAGAAUUUGUUUCAUUCAUAUGUUUCAUGAUGCCACCAGCACCAUGUUAGAUUGUGUGUGAAUUUUCUGAAGCUCUGUGUUAGUUUUAGGUCAGACGUAACAGGAAGCUUCCAGAAAGUUACAGUCCCGUCUCUUCGGUCCAUGGAUUUUUCCUCAUUUUUGUUUUUUGACAAAUACGAGAUGGGUGUUUCUAAUGUUUCCGGUCAGCAGUGGUUUUGCCUUGAACUUGACUUUAUAAUGCUUUUUACAUGCAUGUCAAUGACCUUGUUUCUGUUCUGCAUGAUACAUCUCUCUCUCUUUGA
Molecule: messenger RNA, 5854 nt
Organism: Xiphophorus couchianus (Monterrey platyfish)
Lineage: Eukaryota; Metazoa; Chordata; Actinopteri; Cyprinodontiformes; Poeciliidae
Gene: slx4
Product: SLX4 structure-specific endonuclease subunit homolog (S. cerevisiae)
Exons: 14
Coding region: 365-4693 (1442 amino acids)
Biological process (GO): resolution of meiotic recombination intermediates; DNA replication; DNA repair
Cellular component (GO): Slx1-Slx4 complex; nucleus
Molecular function (GO): protein binding
Source: RefSeq, a predicted model, not a curated record